Molecule: messenger RNA, 14907 nt
Organism: Bactrocera oleae (olive fruit fly)
Lineage: Eukaryota; Metazoa; Arthropoda; Insecta; Diptera; Tephritidae
Gene: Lar
Product: tyrosine-protein phosphatase Lar
Biological process (GO): peptidyl-tyrosine dephosphorylation involved in inactivation of protein kinase activity
Cellular component (GO): signaling receptor complex
Molecular function (GO): protein binding; protein tyrosine phosphatase activity
Source: RefSeq, a predicted model, not a curated record
AUUAUUUUAAAAUGUUUUACACGCCGUACAUUUAUUUACGCACAGCUGGUUAAAUCAACCGCACGCAACAGUUUGAGAGCUGUGGUAUGUACAUUACACACUGUGCUGUAUAAACAAUUCGCAACAGCUAUUCACCUCUUUCGCACACACGCUUACAGGCUUUGAAAACAACCACCACUAAAUGUCACAGCAAACAGAUAAGGGCAAAGAAUUCCCAACUACUGUCUGUUUUUUCAGUUGACAAGCGCGUCGUGAAUUUUUGUGUAGUUUUCGUUUAUUCUCCGUUAAAAUUUCGUGUUUUCAACAAAAUAACGCCAUUAAAAUUGUGUAAAAUUAGUGUGAGUGAAAAUUCGGGGUGAAAAAUAUGCGUUACCGUUGAAAAAUUGUGAAAAACAACGCACGUGGGCGUUAAAAACAAGAAAAUCAACUGUGGCUGAUUGGAGUGAGGCGGCUUUUCCAAUUGGUAACGUUCCCACUGGCGGUGCGUGUUUGUGCAUGUGUGUGCAGGCGAGCGCCUGUUUUUGACAGCUAACAAAAAUCGAUUUGUUUACAUAUGAAUUAUAAAGAAUUUGUAGCAUUUUUAUUCAAGCCAAAGUGAUUUGAUGAAAGCUUGCAAGCUUCUAAGUUUACGAAAAUGCAUAGAAGUGUAGCGCUAAUAAAAAUUUCGCUAAAUAACGGCGCUCAACCGGCCCAUUGUGUUGUUUUUGUCUAGUGACUGCUAACCUUAGCCGGCACAGCGGAGCCACUUUGCGACGCUGACUGCGACUGCGACGUAAACGUCUGCCUUUGUUUGUGUGUAAUUGCUGCCGUUUGGUUAAAAUUGUAAUUACAAUCAGUGAAUGCAGUUAAAUUCUGCUAUUGCAGCGUUUUUUGCAAGAAUGCUGCUAAAUUUUAGUGUAAUAUAUUAAAAAGCCGCCAGCUUAGUGUACGAAACGAGUUUCAACUCGCAAUUUGUUGCGUUGACGCCUUUGGUCAGCACCAAAACAAAAGUUACCUGGAGUGUGGAUCCAAAGAAGUGCGAGUUGUGCGUGGGUGGGUGUACUGCCGCCACCAAGUCGCAUACGCUAUACAUACAUAUGUACCUAGUGUUGUGCAAGAUAAAAUGCUGAAAAUAGUAUCGAAUAGGCAAUUUAAUAAAACCAGUUUGAUAAAGUAUCGCUCGGCAGCGAAUUUUCUGUUUUCAGUUUGUGCCACUGCGCCCCUUUUAGUGUGUUAAAUACAUUAAAUCUGUGGUUUAUCAAAAUAAAACACCACCGUAAGUGUAGCGCGCGUUUUGUGUAAAAUUUAUACAUUUAAAGCACUUACUCGCAGCCUACGCGUUACAUACUUAAGCUCGUAUGUAUGUUAUAUGGUAGGCACAAAUCCUCAGUGUUAACAUUUUUUGAGGAUUAUGCUUUGUGUUGUAUCAAUGCCGGUUGUGUUCUACGUUUGCUGCAGCAAUAUAUUUUGAUUAUUAAAAAGUGGACUGAUUCGUAAAAACUCGUCAUAACAAAUUUCCAUCAACGAAUUAACAGCACGUGUGACUAGAUCACAGAAUUAACGAACUGCAAGAGUGACUGUACAAAUUGUUUGCUGAAGGCAUAAGCAGUGGUAGAUGAGCUAAAUAUUGACUUGUUAAACUAUUGGUUCCAAACAUAGGGUGAGCAGUAAACGACGAUAUUUUGUGCAAAUAUUAUGCGUUUGUACACGCUGUAAACGGUAAAUACAACUGUCAAACGCUGGCAAAUGUCAACUGUCAAAUUAUUGAUGUGUCAUUGUAGUCCGCAUGCCAGCUACACUUGACAAGUGAAACGAGAGCAAAGCACAAGCGAUCGUCCGCAAACGAGACAGAGCACAACAGCCAGCAAGAGCAAAAGAGUGAAAUAAGCAAUUGACAAGCAGGAAGAUAGCUGAAAAGUAAAAUAGAAGAGAAAAGUUGAAAUUGUGCUAAACUAAAGAGACAAGCGAAAUUGACAAGUGCAGCUACAUUUAAGUACAGCGGUAAAACGAGUUGAACAGUAGAUGAUAUAAGACAAGAAGAAAGCUUCAUAGAAAGCAUGAAAUAUAUGAAUAAGAGGAACGUGGUGCUUGAUAUGAGCAAGCAAAGGAAAGAGAGCUGAGACAAUUGCAAAAUUAAAUAAAUGAAAACUUGAGUUACAAGAAAAAGCUCGUAUGCAAAACUUAAGAGUAUAUAAUAAAACUGUAAAAUAAUACGAAAUAAGAAAAAGUGUUUCCAAGAUAGGCGUUAAGAAACGCAUUAAAGGAAGAAAAAGCGAAGAUAAAACGAAAAUACUAUUCUGUGAACUUUGGCUGCACUUAAAAGCGCCUAAAAGCUAAUAUAAAGCACACAAAAGCUUUAGGAUCAGCUGCAUUGAAAAAUCUGCUAAAAAACUUGAAAAUAUAAAGUUCUUAUAAAGCACAAAAAAGCUUUAAGCUCAGUUCGCCUAGAAACAGGAAACUGAAUUUGGACAAAGUAUUUGAGAAUCGCAAAAAUAUAUUGAUCGUUACAAAAUAGUCCGAAACUGGAGAAAUGUGAAAAAGCACGUAAGCACUUAAGCAUUGCAAAAGCGCGUCGAAAACUAAAAAGAGAAAGCUUUCAGCAAAAUUUGAAGAAGCAGAGAGCUUAAGUAAAAAAAAAAACUAUAUAGACAGCAGCAACAACACUUCUAUAUUAUAUAUUAUAUAAAGCAAAAACAAUUAAAUGCCGCCUGAAGUUCAACUAGCCAGCGAGUAAGUCUAAUUGAAGCGGUUACUACGAAAGCUUUAAAGAAAUUUGCAACGUAAGCAAAAUUAUUACGCAAAAAGUCACAAGUAAAGCAAGCACUUGCCACUCAAAAAUUGCCAUCCCUAAUUGUUGUUGCUGCUGCUGCUAUCGCUCCAGAACACAGCUCAACUCAAAAACCAAUAAUAUGGGGCUGCAAAUGGCAGCAGUGCCAGCAGUCAACAAUUAUGUUGCAGUCACACAAACACCAACAACAAACACACCCAACAAGCCCACACACACAGUCAUAGCCGCCAUAGCGUGCACUGUGCGCAAGCUUAACAGCGCGAUUUCAGCCACGUCCAGCAUAGCCACACUAUUGCUGUUGGUAUUGUUAACCUGGAAUCCAACAACAACAGUUGGCGUUGAUGCAGUCCAUCCACCGGAGAUCAUCAAGAAACCACAAAAUCAGGGUGUACGCGUUGGCGGUGUGGCAAGCUUCUACUGUGCUGCACGUGGCGAUCCACCACCAUCGAUUGUUUGGCGCAAGAGUUCGAAGAAAUUAUCUGGCACGCAAUCCCGUUAUACGGUUCUGGAACAACCCGGCGGUAUUUCCAUACUACGCAUAGAACCAGUUCGUGCCGGUCGAGAUGAUGCACCUUACGAAUGUGUAGCAGAAAACGGCGUUGGUGAUGCAGUAUCAGCUGAUGCUACUUUAACGGUUUAUGAAGGUGAUAAAACGCCACCCGGCUUUCCGGUAAUAACUCAGGGUCCCAGCACACGUGUCAUCGAAGUCGGUCAUACAGCGGUUAUGCAAUGCAAAGCCAUUGGUAAUCCAACGCCCACAAUUUACUGGAUAAAGAAUCAGACAAAGGUCGACAUGAGCAAUCCGCGCUACUCGAUAAAAGAUGGUGGCUUACAAAUCGAAAACAGUCGCGAAGAGGAUCAAGGCAAAUAUGAAUGUGUCGCUGAGAAUUCAGUUGGCACAGAACACUCGAAAGCAACGAAUUUGUAUGUGAAAGUACGACGUGUACCGCCCACAUUUUCACGUCCACCAGAGCCCAUUAACGAGGUGAUGUUGGGAGCAAAUUUGAAUUUAUCCUGCAUUGCGGUGGGCUCACCAAUGCCACAUGUGAAAUGGAUGAAAGGCGCCCAAGAUUUAACACCCGAAAACGAUAUACCCAUCGGUCGUAACAUUCUACAACUAACAAAUAUACAACAGAGCGCGAAUUUCACCUGCAUUGCAGCUUCGUCUUUGGGUCAAAUUGAAGCGACGGCGAUGGUGAAAGUUCAAUCACUUCCAGCUGCUCCAACAGACGUGCAAAUCUCAGAAGUCACAGCGACCUCAGUUCGUUUGGAGUGGUCCUACAAGGGACCCGAAGACUUGCAAUACUAUGUAAUACAGUACAAACCAAAAAAUGCAAAUCAGGCUUUUAGCGAAAUUAGCGGCAUCAUAACAAUGUUUUAUGUUGUGCGAGCUUUAAGUCCAUACACCGAAUAUGAAUUCUAUGUGAUAGCGGUAAAUACGAUCGGACGUGGACCGCCAUCGAAACCAGAGACUUGUACCACUGGUGAGACAAGCGAUUUCACAUUCGGAGGUGCAAAAAUGGAAAGCGCUCCACGCAAUGUACAAGUCCGACCGCUGAGUUCCUCAACAAUGGUUAUAACAUGGGAACCACCAGAGACGCCAAAUGGACAAGUGACCGGCUACAAAGUCUAUUACACAACAAAUCCCAAUCAACCCGAGGCGUCUUGGGACUCACAAAUGGUGGACAAUAGCGAACUGACAACCAUUUCGGAAUUGACGCCGCAUGCCAUUUAUACAGUGCGUGUGCAGGCAUAUACCUCAAUGGGCGCCGGUCCGAUGUCCACACCGGUGCAAGUGAAGACACAGCAAGGUGUCCCUUCACAGCCUAGUAAUUUCCGGGCCACCGAUAUCGGCGAGACCGCAGUCACAUUGCAAUGGUCGAAACCGACACAUUCCAGUGAGAAUAUCGUGCACUACGAAUUAUACUGGAAUGACACAUAUGCAAAUCAGGAUCAUCACAAGCGCAUUUCGAAUACUGAAUCCUAUACGCUUGAUGGUCUCUAUCCUGAUACCCUGUAUUAUAUAUGGUUGGCGGCGCGUUCGCAGCGCGGCGAAGGUGCAACAACACCCCCAAUACCCGUCCGUACGAAACAAUAUGUACCAGGUGCACCGCCGCGCAAUAUCACCGCAAUGGCCACCAGCCCCACCACAAUAUCCGUCUCAUGGCUACCACCGCCCGUGGAGCGUGCCAACGGUCGCAUCAUCUACUACAAGGUCUUCUUCGUCGAGGUGGGCCGUGCCGAUAGCGAAGCGACGAUAACAACCUUGAAUAAGACACACAUCGUUUUGGAUGAGUUGAAGCGUUGGACCGAGUACAAGAUCUGGACGCUGGCCGGCACCUCAGUGGGCGAUGGGCCGCGCUCGCAUCCGAUCAUUGUGCGCACACACGAAGAUGUGCCUGGAGAUCCUCAAGACGUGAAGGCGACUCCACUAAAUUCAACUUCAAUUCAUGUUACCUGGAAACCACCAUUGGAAAAAGAUCGUAACGGCAUUAUACGUGGCUAUCAUAUACACGUGCAAGAAAUGCGUGAUGAGGGCAAGGGCUUCCUAAACGAACCGCUCAAGUUCGAUGUCGUCGAUGCAUUGGAGUAUAAUGUGACAGGCUUGCAACCGGAUACCAAAUACUCCAUACAAGUUGCGGCGCUUACGCGGAAAGGUGAUGGCGAUCGUAGCGCAGCAGUGAUCGUAAAAACGCCAGGUGGUGUGCCGGUACGACCUACCGUGAGCCUAAAGAUAAUGGAACGUGAUCCAAUUGUUUCCAUCGAACUCGAAUGGGAACGACCAGCGCAAACGUAUGGCGAACUGCGUGGUUAUCGUUUACGUUGGGGUGUUAAAGAUCAACCAUUAAAGGAAGAGAUACUACCUGGACCACAAAUAACGAAGCGUCGCUUUAAUGACUUAGAACGUGGCGUUGAAUAUGAAUUCCGUGUGGCGGGUAGCAAUCACAUUGGCAUCGGUCAAGAGACUGUGAAAAUCUUCCAAACACCUGAGGGCACACCUGGGGGACCGCCCGCAAAUAUAACAGUGCGCUUCCAGACGCCGGAUGUAGUAUGCAUUACAUGGGAUCCACCAACACGUGAACACCGCAAUGGCAUUAUAACACGUUAUGAUGUGCAAUUUCAUAAGAAAAUCGAUCAUGGUUUAGGUUCGGAACGUAAUAUGACGGUGCGUAAGGCGGUGUUCACAAAUCUCGAAGAGAAUACCGAAUAUAUCUUCCGUGUACGCGCUUACACGAAACAAGGUUCGGGACCAUUUAGUGAUAAAAUCUUUAUUGAAACCGAACGCGAUAUGGGACGUGCGCCGAUGUCAGUGCAAGCGGUAGCAACAUCGGAGCAAACGGCUGAAAUUUGGUGGGAAGCGGUGCCAUCACGUGGAAAAUUGCUUGGCUACAAAAUAUUCUAUACCAUGACAGCAGUUGAGGACUUAGAUGAAUGGCAGACAAAGACAGUGGGACUUACGGAAUCGGCAGAAUUAGUUAAUUUGGAGAAGUUUGCGCAGUAUGCCGUGGCGAUAGCGGCGCGUUUCAAGAACGGUUUAGGACGCCUGAGCGAAAAGGUUACUGUUAAAAUAAAGCCCGAGGAUGUGCCAUUGAACUUGCGCGCACAUGAUGUUAGCACACAUUCCAUGACAUUAAGUUGGUCUCCACCCAUACGUCUAAAUCCGACAAAUUAUAACAUCUCCUUUGACGCCAUGAAAGUUUUUGUGGACUCACAGGGUUUUACGCAAACACAAAUUGUACAAAAACGUGAAAUUAUUUUGAAACAUUAUGUGAAAUCGCAUACAAUCAACGAGCUGAGUCCAUUCACAACGUAUAAUGUAAAUGUAAGCGCCAUACCACCAGACUACUCCUACCGCCCGCCAACUAAGAUCACCGUUACAACACAAAUGGCCGCACCGCAACCUAUGGUGAAACCAGAUUUCUAUGGUGUGGUUAACGGUGAAGAAAUAUUAGUUAUACUACCGCAGGCCUCCGAAGAGUAUGGUCCAAUUUCACAUUACUAUCUUGUUGUGGUGCCUGAGGAUAAAUCGAACUUGCACAAGAAUCCAGAUCAGUUCCUAACUGAAGAUUUGCUGCCGGGACGUAAUAAACCUGAACGUCCGAACUCGCCUUAUAUUGCCGCCAAAUUCCCACAACGUUCCAUACCCUUCACUUUCCACCUCGGCUCCGGUGACGAUUAUCAUAACUUCACCAAUCGUAAACUUGAGCGCGACAAGCGUUAUCGUAUUUUCGUGCGCGCCGUUGUCGAUACGCCACAAAAACAUCUUUACACUUCCAGUCCUUUCUCGGAAUUUCUAUCAUUGGAUAUGCGUGAAGCGCCACCUGGCGAACGACCACAUCGCCCCGAUCCAAAUUGGCCAUCCGAACCAGAAGUGUCUGUCAAUCGCAACAAAGACGAGCAGGGUAUGUGGUGGGUGGCGCUACCAGUUGUUGCCGCACUUAUUUUCACCAUAUUCGUUACCUGGUGCAUUGUGCGUCGUCGUCGUCAGCCAUGCAAAACACCGGACCAAGCUGCUGUCACGCGUCCAUUGAUGGCAGCCGAUCUCGGUGCCGGUCCCACACCCAGUGAUCCCGUCGAUAUGCGUCGCUUGAACUUCCAAACACCCGGCAUGAUUUCGCAUCCGCCCAUACCCAUUUCCGAAUUCGCCAAUCACAUUGAGCGCCUCAAAGCGAACGACAAUCAAAAAUUUUCGCAAGAAUAUGAGAGCAUUGAACCGGGACAACAGUUCACAUGGGAUAACUCUAAUUACGAUUACAAUAAAUCGAAGAAUCGUUAUGCCAAUGUAACCGCUUACGAUCAUUCGCGUGUACAAUUGCCACUGAUGGACGGCGUUAUCGGCUCAGAUUAUAUAAAUGCCAACUAUUGUGAUGGCUAUCGCAAGCAUAAUGCUUAUGUGGCAACUCAGGGACCGCUACAGGAAACUUUCAGUGACUUCUGGCGCAUGUGUUGGGAACUGAAAACCACCACUAUUGUUAUGAUGACACGUCUGGAGGAGCGUACGCGUAUCAAAUGCGAUCAAUAUUGGCCGGUACGUGGCACAGAGACUUACGGUCAAAUGUUUGUCACGAUCACAGAAACGCAAGAGCUCGCCACCUACAGCAUACGCACAUUCCAGUUAUGUCGUCAAGGUUUUAACGAACGUCGUGAGAUCAAACAAUUGCAAUUCACCGCCUGGCCGGAUCACGGCGUACCCGAGCAUCCAGCACCAUUCCUACAAUUCUUACGUCGCUGUCGUGCGCUCACUCCACCCGAUUCGGGUCCAGUUGUUGUCCAUUGCUCAGCUGGUGUUGGGCGUACUGGUUGUUAUAUUGUUAUCGAUUCGAUGUUGGAACGUAUGAAACAUGAGAAGAUUAUUGACAUAUACGGACAUGUGACUUGUUUGCGCGCUCAACGUAACUACAUGGUACAGACUGAGGAUCAAUACAUAUUCAUACAUGAUGCCAUAUUGGAGGCUAUCAUUUGCGGUCAAACCGAGGUACCAGCACGAAAUUUACAUACCCACCUACAAAAAUUACUACUAACCGAACCGGGUGAAAAUAUCACUGGCAUGGAAAUGGAAUUUAAAAAGCUCUCCAAUGUUAAGGUGGACUCAUCGAAAUUCGUCACCGCUAAUUUGCCAUGUAAUAAGAAUAAGAACCGUUUGGUACAUAUACUACCAUAUGAAUCGAGUCGCGUCUACCUUACACCCAUACAUGGUAUUGAAGGUAGUGACUACAUCAAUGCUAGCUUUAUUGAUGGCUAUCGCUAUCGUUCGGCUUAUAUUGCCGCUCAGGGUCCGGUACAGGAUACUGCUGAAGAUUUCUGGCGUAUGCUGUGGGAGCACAACUCAACAAUUGUUGUUAUGCUAACUAAGCUCAAGGAGAUGGGCAGAGAAAAAUGCUAUCAGUAUUGGCCACAUGAACGCUCAGUACGCUAUCAAUAUUAUGUGGUGGACCCCAUUGCUGAAUACAAUAUGCCACAAUAUAAAUUACGCGAGUUCAAGGUCACCGACGCACGUGACGGCUCUUCACGUACCGUACGCCAAUUUCAAUUCAUCGAUUGGCCAGAGCAAGGUGUACCCAAGUCUGGUGAAGGUUUUAUUGAUUUUAUCGGUCAAGUGCAUAAGACAAAAGAACAAUUCGGUCAAGAUGGACCGAUUACGGUGCAUUGUAGCGCUGGCGUGGGUCGCACUGGUGUCUUUAUAACACUCAGUAUUGUAUUGGAACGUAUGCAAUAUGAAGGCGUAUUGGAUGUAUUCCAAACGGUGCGCAUACUACGUGCCCAACGCCCGGCAAUGGUGCAAACGGAGGAUCAAUAUCACUUCUGCUAUCGCGCCGCUUUAGAGUAUCUCGGCUCAUUUGACAACUACACUAAUUAAGUUCAGAGUUCUUUUUUCAAUUCUUAACAACAUACUUGUUAGCUGCAAUACACUAUAAAUUUGAAUUAAAAAACUCAAUGUGGGAUUUUCCGAAAGUUACACACAAAGCGAGCUUUUAUUUUGUCUAUGCGCCUAAACUGCUGCGUAUAGUAAGCACGCCGCAAAAUGAAUGCUGCCCUUGCAAUAUCAUCAGGAACUGGCUAUAUGGAUUCUUCGCAACUUGUUCAGUCAUGAAUAAACGAAAUUAAAACACGCCACAAAAUAAAAAAAGAACAAAACGUAUCGCUAUUGUAUUCACUAAAUGCUAAGUUAAAUUGCUUAGGUUCUAAGCACAAAGAAUGUUAUAGAAAAGAACAAAUAAUUUAGAAAAAACAUACAUAUUCAUACAUAUGUACUUAUGCGCGUAUGUGUCUAAUUUAAGGCAAUUUAGUUGAUAAUUAUAUUAAGUUAAGUAAAGUAUAAUGUUAGAUUGUUUACAAUUACACCAUCAGCUAAUUUAGAAAGCAUAGUCACCUAACUGCCCCAUACAAACCAUAUUUGUCUUUUAAGUUAUUUGUGAACUAAAAAGACUGUUAUGCAUUAAAUUGAUUGACUAAUCAGUAAUAUUUACUAAAUGAUAAAUUCAAUGCAUUAGCUGUACUAAUGAUUACCUUAACAUAGAAAUUGAGUAUAAAUUGUAACUAUACAAAAUAUUUAUCGACUAAUCGAUUAAUUCACUAACAAUUAUUUAAUUUUUGAACUAAUGAAAAUUGUGCGUGCAAAGAAAAUAUUAUUUGCACAAAAAAUAUAAAUAAUACAGUGCUUAAUUUAAACGAAAAAAACAAUCAAAAUUAAGUAUGUAGAAUGAUAAUUGUAAAUGUUAGUUUGUCCACUAAAAAUUAUUGUUAAUGUCUUAAGAGGUGCGCAUAACUUUUAAUAUUUGUAAAUGUUUUUAUUUUAAUAAUAUGCUUAGUGAUACAAUAUUUUAGACGAGAUUACACUGAAGCUAAUGCAAUUGAACUUUCUUUUAAAUAUUUUCAUGUAUUUUUGUUUUCUGCGUUAGCUAUAAAAAUAAUUAAUUAGAGGUACAAUAUUUUAGACGAGGCGACACUUAAAGCUACAGUUUAAUUAUAUGUUUUAUUAAUUUUUUUGUGUUUAAAACUUUUCUUUAUUUUGUACUUAUCAUGCGCUAUAAAAAUUUUUUUGUUUAAGCUAUUAGUUGAAAUAUAAUUGAAAGCAAUAUUUUUUAUAAAGGCAUCUUAGCACGUAUAUUAAUAAUAUUUCAUCGACAUUGGCAACUAAUAACCUCUUUGAAUCUCAUUGCAAAAGUCAAUAAUUUAAUUUAUAAACAAGUGAAUGACUAAUUUUUUUUAAAUUAAUAAUAAGACAUUAUUUUUAGAUGAUGUUAAAAGUAAAGUUGAAAAAUAUUAAGUCAGUUUUUUUUGACUAAAUUUUUAUAUAGUUUAUAUAACUCUCUAUAUAAUUUGCAAGUAAUUUAUACUAUUUUAUUUUAUUUAAUUUUUUUUAUUUUUUUAAUAUUGUAUUUUACAAUUUAAUUAGUGUUCGAUCAUGUUUUUAUUGCAGAAAAAAAAUAUAUAAAGAGAAAUCAACACCGCUCCUUAUCUAUUUCAAAGCUUCAGUAAAUUAUUUUAUUAUUUAUAAUUAAAUCUACAUAGUAUACUAAUAAUGUUUAAUUAUUAAUAUAAUAUUAAUGUAAAUAAUAUCUGUAUAUGUAAAUUUAAAAUUAGUUCUGUUUAUAGAACAAUAUCACAACAAGAAAACCUUACAAGAAAUUUAUUUUAUAAUUAAUAAUAUUAUUUUAGUUACAGAUUUUUAAAUUUUCAAGUAUCACAACAAGAAAACUUUUAAAAAAAUGCAUUUUAUAAUCAUCAAAUAUUGAUUAAGUUACAUACUUUUUAAGUUUUUAAAUUUAAAAAUGUAUAAGUUUAAAUUGUAAAACUUUUUUUAUGAUAUUUCCACGCUUUUCAUAUAACCAAAAUUUCAAAGUAAAUAUAUAAAGCAACAACGACCCGGCAGCUCUUCCGCAACAAUCACUUUGUAAGGACUUAAAAUGAAACCAAUAAGAUUUUGUAAAAAAAUAGUAAACAUAAAAUAAAUAGCAAAAUGCAAUAGUAAGAAUGCUUAUAUGAAAUUGUAAUAAGGCAAAGUAUUACAGUGAAAUAAUGUAAUACAUUUUAUUUUGCAAUGUAUUAGUUUUUAAGUUGUAAGUAUUGCAGUAAAAUCAUGUAAUAUUUUUUAGUUUAUAAUAAAUUAGUUUUUAAUAGAAAAAUUUUUCCGCCUAUAAUUUUUAGUUUUUAAGCUCCAAUUUUUUUUCUGUCAUGUGUUUGAUAUUCAUUUUUUACCAGCAGCUAAUUCAAUGAAACAAUUUAUUUUUUUUUUACUUUAAUAAGGUUUGAAACUUCCAUAGCAAUAAAAAAAGUGCAAACAUUUUAUCAUUGUUGUAAUAUAAUUAAAAAAUUUAUAAUACAACUAUAAUAUGUGCAAAGCUAUUCAUUUGAUUUUUUAAUAAAUAAUUUUAAAAAUGUUUGGUUUAGUUUCAGCUGUGGAAAAUCAAAAAAUGGCCAGUAAAGUAGUAGCUGCUUUUAUAUAUAUAUAUUUUCAAAAUAUUUAUCUUUUUUUACAAUUAGUAAAAUUAGUUACAAUUUUUUUUUAUUUUCAAUUACAACUAUUUUUACUUUUUUCUGUAAUGUAAUUUUUUUAUGCCGUCCUCAAUUGCCCAUAUAAAGUUAAAAGUUUAUCCAAAAAAUUCAAUUGCUCUAAAAACUAAUUCUAAAAUACAUUUUUUUAAACACCUAAAAUAUACGUAGGUUAAUAAAAUAGUAAAUUUUUUUUAAAUAAAUAUUUUGUAUUGAUUGCCUUAAAGUUAUUUUUUAUUGUAAAAUUUUUUUACUAAAUUAGUUUUUUACUGAUUGCCCUAAAUCAAAAUUAUUUAUCUUGCCCCAAUGGUUACUCUGCCAACUCUUAAUUCAGUUUUACUCUGGUUUUUAGCACAUUCUGCCUUAAUUAACUUAAGUUCCCUUUUAUAAACAUUAGUUAUUCCACUUUUUAACCUUAAUUUUAAUUUUUAAGUUAAUUAAUGUGUAAUUCUUUAUAUAAUAAACUGUGUAUUUUAAAUUUUGUAAAUUUUUUAAUAAAGUGAAGCAAUUUAAUUUAAUAAAAAAUUGUUUUUUUGUUUACAUUUUUUUAGUUAUUUAGGCAAGUUAUGAUUUUUGUGACCUUGAUAAAUUUUAUAAAUAUUUAAGUUUAUAUUUUUCAAUACGAAAUCAGAGUUCAUAAAAUAUAAGCGUGCCGCUUGAUGUUCCAUAUAAGAGAUUUUAAAAUUAAUGGAUAAAAAAAAUUAAUGUCAAAAAUUUCGAUAUGAAAAUAUUUUUUUCUGUAAUUUUCAUUUAGUCUAAGAAAGAAAUAUCAGCUCGUAAUUUGGUCAUUGAUGUUUCAUAUAAGAUAUUAAAUUUAAAUGAAAAAAAAAUUCGAUAUUAAAUUUUUUUUUCGGUAAUUUUGUUUUAAUAUCUCUUGAUAAAAAUGACAUUUUGAAAAAAAUAGUGCAAAUUUUUAAACAUACAUAUAUGUAUAUUUCUCACAAACAUUUUUAUUUUUACUUAUACGUUUUGAUUUAUUUCCUCUUAGUAAAAAAAUAAAUUUGAAAACAUUUUUGAAUAAUAAUUGAAUAUUUUUAUUUCUCACAAAUAUUUGUUUUAGUAUAUUAAAUUUAAUAUUUCUAAGUAAAAAUAUAAUUUUGAAAAAAAUUAUAGCAAAUGAAUUAAAUAGAAAUAAAUAUACUUACGAUUAUUAUUUUUAAUUCCUUAUAAAAAUAAAUUUAUUUUAAAAAAAUCUUACAGCGUUGUUAAUUGAUAUAUGUGAAGAAUGAUUGAGAACGAACUUUAGAUUAUGUAUAUUUUAGAAAAUUAGUAUGAAAGUGCGCAUUAAAAUCAAUGUAGAAAAAAAAUAUAAAUAGUAAUCAUAUAUAAAAAAAUAUUUUUUAAUUAUAAGUAUGACUAUGUAUAAAAAAUAUAUGUAUCUACAAUAUAUAUAUAAACAGUAAAAUAAAAUAUUCAACAAAGCACGAACUCUACUCCAAAACCUAUAUAACGACUAGCAAAAUCCAAGCAGGAAUUGUGAAAUGUGUAGUUGAAAAAUUAAAACUGCUGAGGCAAACAAAAAAGUUGAGACUUUAGAAUUACAAAAAAAUAAUUAGUGUAAACAGCACGUAACGUGUAAAUACGUUGUAAGCACGCCAUUAAUCACAGAAUAUGGUAAAAAAUUCAUGAAAUAUAUAUUGAAGUUAUAAAAAUUAUAAAAUAUAAAUAUAAUUUAUUUGAGGUAGGUAUAAAUUAUUAUAGAAAAGUAUAUGAUGUCAUAGUUUUCUUGCAAUAGUUCAAGAGAGAAAUGUAGGUUCACAAACAUAAACGAAACAAAAAUAAAAACACACGCGUAAAUUUAUAUACAUAAAUUAAAUAUACUACAUAUUAAAUAAUAUAGUGACAAGCAUAUAUCAACAGCAAAAGUUUAAGUCUGAGCGUUGAAAUUAUAAAAAAUACUGUGUAAGUAUAUAUAAGCUAAUAUAGCAGACAUACAAAUAAUUAUAUAGAAAAAUGUUGUGUAAGUAGGAUUCGCAAAUUAAUAAAUUAAAAAAUGCAUAAUGUAGAAUACUUAAUUUAAGGAAAUUAGAGUGUAUGAGUAUAUAAAUAUUAUAAAACACAAUUUUAAGUCAAACAUAAAAAAAGCUAUAUAUAAGCAAAUAAAAAUAAUCCAUAGGACGGAAUAAGUGCAAUAACGCUUUAGUAUUUAAUAAAUAUAUAUAUAUAUAUAUAAAUAUAUAGUGUAAAAGUGCAUACAUGAAAAAAGUAUAUUAAUAUAUAGCGUAAAUAUGUUAAAAAAGCCAUUUUAAGAUCUAAGCUACUGUAUAAAAAAUAGCACAAAAAUAGAAGAAGAAAAUUAUAUGAGAAUUUGUAAGAUUUAAAAGCAUUUUAUCGUAUAUAAAAUAUUCACUUAGAGAGCAUACAUAUUUGAAGAGUUGUAAAGUAACGAAAACAUAUAUAAAAAAUAAAAAAUAAAAGUUAUUAGAAAAACAUUGGUGUAGAUAUAUAUUGGCUUCAACUUUUUAUUUUUGCUUGGUAGAAAGUUUUUAAUUAAAAUUAACUGACUUUAGUUACCAAUAAAAUAAUUAAAAAAAUUAAAAACUUAGAUUUUUCAAUGUGCUUACCAUAAAUAAUUUUUCACAAAUUUUCGAUAUAAUAUAUGCGUUCAAUUAAAAACUAUAUAUUAUAAAAACAACUUUAGUUAUCAAUGAAAUAAUGAAAAAAAGUUGAAAUUUAGAUUUUCUCUACUGUAAAUGAUUUUUCGCAAUUUUCCAAUAUAAAAAUUUGUUUUAAAAAAAAUAUUUGCGGCUUUGCAAAAUCUAAAUUAUAGUACGAAAUUAAAAAAUAAAACGGAAUUCAGUUAAAAAAUUUGCUUAACCCGUUAUAUACAUAUUCUUAUAUGCAUUUAAAUAUUGUAUUUAUAACAAAAACCAUCUGAUUUCCAAAAAAAAAGUUAAAGUCUCUACAGUCUAUACUACCCUCACCUUUUUAUAAUCUGUAUGUAGCUAUUAAUUUAGAUUUGUAAUAACAGUGAAAAAAAGAAAAAAUAAAAAAAUAAAGAAAAUGUUGCAUAACGUUAAGUAUUAUUAUGAUUAUAUAGAUUUAUGAUAAUGAAUGCUAAAAAGUAAUGAAAUGUGUUGAGGUCGAUUUUUGAGGGUGCAGUAUAAAUGGAUGAAGUAAAUAAAAAUAUAAAGAUAAAUAUGAAA